Molecule: messenger RNA, 585 nt
Organism: Rhodamnia argentea
Lineage: Eukaryota; Viridiplantae; Streptophyta; Magnoliopsida; Myrtales; Myrtaceae
Exons: 2
Coding region: 67-378 (103 amino acids)
Source: RefSeq, a predicted model, not a curated record
AGUUUGGGGGGCUCCAUCGGAUUCAUCGAGCGACCAGCGAGGGUUCAUGCGAAGAUCUCGAGCGACAUGGAAAGCAUACGGAAGGCUGUGCGCGACAUCGCGAAGGACGUGAAGUUGAGCACCUCGCCUUCGCCGUCUUCGUCUGGAAGUGCGCAUUUCGGGGGAGAAGGAAGAGCUCCCGGAGUCGGGGUUGCUCUGUCUGCUCCGGAGCAUCCGCCUGUUCUGUUCACCAGGAAUCCUCGGGGGGUGGUAUCCUUGUGGACUUGCUCGAAGUUCUGUGCAAUUUCCCUUGUUGCUGGCAUUUUUUUGGGCUACACUUUAAAGCGCCGGGUCAGAGGCUGGGUUUCAAAGCUCCUCAAGAGAUUGAAAGAUGAUUGAUGCUGCUCAAUUCUUGGUCAAAUGUUCUCUGUCAUGCGUGAAUCUGGUGCCGACUUGGAGGUUCAUCUCGGAGCGAAAUCUGUUGUGACAUAUGACAUAUACAAGCUCCUUUGCUGCCUUGAAUUACCUCAUAGAUUACCCGAAUAUACUUUCCACUUCCUUGUGCGAUACCUUAUCUCUCAUCUGUGGGAAUAAUUCUCCUCUCUU